AUGGCGUGUCCUGUGGCAGAGCUGAAACCCCUGAAACACAUCAGCAGUUAUGAGAUUCUGCCUCCAGACUUUUGUGAGCUGAGGGUGAUUCUUCUGGGGAACAGCUGGAGUCUGAAGGCCUCAGUGGGAAACCUCCUUUUGGAUAAGACACAGUUCAGUUUGGACACAAAACAACAUAACUGUGUAAAAGGCAGUGGAACAUUUCAGAGUAAAGUUUUGACCGUGGUCAACUCUCCAGACCGGCUGCUCACCACCUCUCCUGAAGAACUCACACAGUUUAUUGAUGAGAUUAAAGAUGAGAGUUCCCCUGGUCCUCACGUGUUCCUGCUGGUCCUAGAGCCUGACGACUUCACUAAACAACACAAAAGCAGAUUAGAGUCAGUCCUGCAGAGCUUCAGUGACGAGGCCUUCCACCGCUCACUGCUGCUGAUGUCCAGGCCACAGACACAGACACCAGGGUCCACAGACAGACACAUGAGGGAUCCAGGUAUAAAGGACAUGAUCCACAGAUGUAGGUUCAGAUAUCUGUGGGUGGAUCACACUGAUCAAUAUGUCACUGAUCUGAGUCUGAGGGAUUUCAGACGUAAAGAGCUGUUUACAAGAAUCAGUGAGAUAUUGAAAGUGAACAGUGACGUGAAACCUGAGCCCUCUGAGGAGGAAGACCCAGGUCUGACUUUCAGUACAAAGCCCUCUCUGAACCUGGUUCUGUGUGGGAGAACCGGAGCAGAGAAGAGCUCAGCAGCAAAGUCUAUUUUAGGGCGAGCAGAGCUCUUUGCAGCGAGCCGCCCAGGGCAGUGUGAGAAACAUCAGGCAGAAGUGUGUGGGCGCUGGGUGACUCUGGUGGAGCUGCCGCCUCUGUCUGGAAAACCUCUGGACACAGUGAUGCAGCAGUGUCACCUCUGCCUCUCCCUCUGUGCUCCUGAGGGCGUCCAUGCCUUCAUCCUGGUUCUACCACACGGUCCUCUCACUGAUGAAGACAAGGAUGAGUUAGAUUUAUUACAGUGUGCAUUGAGCAGCCGCGUCUGUGACUUCACUGUGGCCUUGUUCUCUGUGAAGUCGGACUCCGCUGCAGUGAACCUCUCCAGACAGAGUAGUGUGGAUCUCAAGGAGCUGGAGAGGAAGUGUGGAGGAGGAGCCAUGUGUCUGUACAUCAGGGACCAGCAGCAGGUCCUGGAGGUGAUGAAGACUGUGGACAAAAUUACACUAAAAGGCAAAAGAGCUUACACUAAAGACAUGUUUCUAGAAGCCCUGAUGGAGAAGACACCAACAUCUCCAGAGUUGCCUUUGAGCCCCAUGUGUCUGAGGAUUGCUUUGAUUGGAAAAUGUGGCAGUGGCAAAAGAGCAUCUGCAAACACUAUUCUGGGAGAGAAAAUUUUCAAACCAAAAGUUGCUCCUAAAAAAACAAAGACGAGUUGUGAGAAGGCGAGUCGCAUAGUUCAGGGGCGCACGGUCACGAUCGCCAUCACGCCCCCUUUGUUCGAUAAGAGUUUCGGUGUGGAAGAGCUCUCCAAAUGUGUCUCUCAGCUGGCUCCAGGACCUCACGCCUUUUUACUGCUGCUGCCAAUCGGGAAUAUCCACAAAGAAGACCGGGAAUCACUACAGCUGAUCAAAGAGACUCUUGGCGAAAAGUCAAAAGACUUUGUCAUGGUUGUUUUCACCAGAGGAGACGAGCUGGACAGUCAGUCUUUAGAGAGCUAUGUAGAUGAUUGUGAUAGCUUUGUUAAGGAUAUAAUCAAGGAAUGCCAGGGCAGAUGCCACGUUUUCAACAAUAAGGAUGAAACCAAUUGUGUACAAGUAGCAGAAUUACUAAAAAAGAUUGACAAAAUGGUGCGGAUGAAUUGUGGCUUUACCAAAGAGAUGUUUGAGAGUGAGAGGAAAGAUGUAAAGAACAAAAAGGAGAUGAAAGCGCUCCAAAAUCAGCUUACAGAGAGUCAUAAAAAAUGUGAGCAGGAGAGAGCUCUGAAAAAUGCUCAGCUCAAGGAAAAGGAGGAGCUCAUCAGACUUGAACGACAAGAAUGGAGGAGACAUCAGGAGGAGGUGACCAAGAGACACAGGAAGCUGGAGGAGUCGCUGCGUUCGGAUGCCAGGCAGAGGCUGGAGGAGGCGGAGAGGAGGGUGGAGGUCGAGGCCAGGGAGAGGAGGAAGGCUGAGGGGCAGCUGGAGCGGCGGCGGCAGCAGUGGGACCAGGAGCGCAAGGACCUCCUGGAGAGCCGCUGCCAGGAGCUGAAGCAGAACCUGGAUGUGCAGUCAGAGAGCUACAGGCAGCUGCUGGAGGAGUAUCUCCGCAAGCGCAAAAAGUGGACUGUUAUUCUGUUUGUGUCUUUGCUGUUUUCUUUGUUUUUAGUUUAUUACAUGGUGCUGAGUCAUGGAUAA
Knipowitschia caucasica is the source of this 2373-nucleotide messenger RNA. Lineage: Eukaryota; Metazoa; Chordata; Actinopteri; Gobiiformes; Gobiidae. The record is from the annotation of a GenBank genome assembly.